Peniophora sp. CBMAI 1063 is the source of this 2751-nucleotide messenger RNA. NCBI's taxonomy places the organism in Eukaryota, Fungi, Basidiomycota, Agaricomycetes, Russulales, Peniophoraceae. The record is from the annotation of a GenBank genome assembly.
AUGGCAGUGCCGCCUUCACCAUCGCGUUCGUCGCUCGAGUACGAUCCACCACAUGGCCAGAAUGGGGUUGGUAUUGACGCCCACGCCCACGCCGACGCGGCAAGCUCGGAGGUGCACCCACAAAGCGACGACCCGAUAUCCGCAAUUAAACUCGAACAACGUCAACACGACGACGGCCCCUUCCGACCACCUUUGUCUACGUCUGACUCGCUCUUCGACACCAUGACGCCCGCCGACGUCGACAUCAAACCGCUAGAACCCAAGUUCGAACCGGAGAGCGCGACGGUCAAGUUUGAAGAUGAAGGGGAGGAGGAGAAGCCCAUUGCGACGCCUACGCCUACGGAGAGUAAGAGCGCUACGCCGGCGCCGAAGGCUGGUCCACAGCUCAUCGGCCACCUGCCGCGCGCGGAGAACGAUGCGUUGAGCACGUUCGAGCAAAUUAGGGAUAAUUGGUACCAGUACAAUACGCUCGGGCGCUCGCGAGAGGCGCUGGAGGGUAUGAACUGUGAUUGUAUAUACGAACCAGGCGUGGACGACCCUAGCGUGGCGUGCGGAGAUGGCUCGGACUGUAUUAAUAGGCUCACGCAAGUCGAGUGCAUACCGGAGGACUGCAGGUGUAGAAAGCACUGUCAGAAUCAACGGUUUCAGCGAAAGCAAUAUGCGAAUAUUGAGAUCGUCAAGACGGAGUUGAAGGGCUUUGGACUGCGUGCAGGGCAGGUCAUACCGAAAGACGCCUUCAUCUACGAAUACGUCGGCGACGUCGUCUCCACACCUUCCUUUUCCAAACGCAUGCGCCAGUACGCCAACGAAGGCAUCAAGCACUUCUACUUCAUGAUGCUUCAGAAAGACGAAUUCAUCGACGCAACCAAGCGGGGCGGGAUCGGGCGCUUCGCGAACCAUUCCUGCGCGCCUAAUUGUUAUGUCGCCAAGUGGACUGUAGGCGAGCGCGUGAGGAUGGGUAUCUUUGCCAAGCGCAGGAUACAGAAGGAUGAGGAGCUCACGUUCAACUAUAAUGUUGACCGGUACGGGCAUGAGGCGCAAACUUGCUACUGUGGGGAGCCGAAUUGCGUCGGCUUUAUCGGAGGCAAGACGCAGACUGAUGUCGCGGGCAUGGACGACCUCUACCUCGACGCACUUGGUCUCACCGAGGAGGUCGAACGACUCGGGCUCAAGGGUAACAAGAAGAAGAAGGGCAAGAAACUCGACGAGGACUGGUCGCCAGACCUCAAGGCUCUGACAUCGAAAGAGUGUCCCAAGAUCGUCCAGGCUAUCCGACAGACGCAAAGCAAGAAGGUCAUGCUGCGUCUACUGGGCCGCAUUCAGAUGAGCGACGACUUGGCCGUCUUCCGCGAGCUCAUGCGGUUACGCGGGUUCUCGCUCAUGACGAACCUCAUGAACGACUACAAGGAGGACGACGAGGUGCUCCUGCUGGCGUUGCAAUGUAUGGCGAAGUGGCCACUCCUGUCGCGCAACAAGAUCGACGACUCGAAGAUCAGCGAGCCGGUCGAGAACUGCACGCAGUCGGAGAACGAGCGGUUGAAGAACACUGCACAGGCUUUGUUGGACGCAUGGGCUCUCCUCGAGGCGGCAUAUCGUAUACCGAAGCGACAGAGCUCUGCGGCCGACGCAGCUCUCGACGCAUAUGCACCGGCCAACCUGUUCGGAAGCACAUUUGACGAACGACCCGCGAAGAAGGCCAAGCGCGACCCCAGCGAAGAUGAUGUCCCAUUGCUGAACAUCAAGCCCCUUGGAUUCUCCGGCGCUGCAUCUGGCAAAGCCACAGCCUCAUCUGUCGUUUCUACACCUCCGCCGCCUACCGAACCGCUCGUCAAGCGCCCCAGUCGCGCGGAGGCAGCAAAUGUCAUCGCGGCGGCGAUUGCAGCGCAGAAAGCGGAGGAGGAGCGCAAGGAGAAGGAGAGGGUGGAGGCGUUGGCCAAGGCGGAGGAGAAGGCUGCAAGGCGGAAGGAGAGAAAGGAGAAGGAGAAGGAAAGGAGGGAGAAGAAGGAGAAGAGCAGGAAGGCGGCGAAGGAGAAGGGCAAGGCGAAAGCGAAGGAUAAGGAGGGCGUGGAUGCGCGUGAGAAGAAGCUGUUGAAGCUUGUCGGGGCGCAGGUUGUGAAGGUCAUGAGCAAGUACAAGGAUCGCAUGCCGGUUGAGACGUUCAAGAAGCAUGCUAAAGAGCUCACGCAUCUCAUCGCGGAGAAGGAGAAGAAGAGCGCGAGUUACAAGGAGAACAGGCUCGACUCUCUGAGCGACGAGAAGGUGGCGAAGAUCAAGAAGUUCGCCAAGGAGUACAUACACAAGGUUGUGCACCGACUCGAGAAGAACAAGCGCGCGUCAUCUUCAAACACACCUUCCGCAUCUGGCUCUGCGUCUACGCUCGCUGGGACCACCUCUGCGCAAUCACUACCAGAGGCAGCUGCCGCUGCUUCUCCUAGCGAUGGGAAGGAGAAGGGAGAGGAGGAGAUGGCGAUGACGGUUGAGGAGGCGAUGGGUAUGUCGGAGGACGAGGCGGAGGCGGAGGAUGAUGACGAGGAUGAGGAUGGCAAUGCAGACGCCGACGCUGAUGGGGACGCAGACUCUGACGAAGAGAUGCACGAUGCGCCGGGCGAGAAGAAUAUCGAUACCCCAAAUGAGCCUGCUGAACCUGCUACGCCUGAUGCGCUGACUGCGGUAUGGACGAGCGACCAGGGCGUCAAGGGCCACGACGCAAUAGCCGUCGUCGACCAGGGCGAGCCCAUGGUCCUGCAGUAG